Aspergillus wentii DTO 134E9 is the source of this 3580-nucleotide messenger RNA. Its product is annotated as sulfite reductase subunit alpha. The record is from RefSeq and is a predicted model, not a curated record. NCBI's taxonomy places the organism in Eukaryota, Fungi, Ascomycota, Eurotiomycetes, Eurotiales, Aspergillaceae. Gene Ontology annotation, molecular function: flavin adenine dinucleotide binding; oxidoreductase activity, acting on the aldehyde or oxo group of donors; sulfite reductase (NADPH) activity. Bases 281 to 3424 code for a protein of 1047 amino acids. The transcript has a single exon. Gene Ontology annotation, cellular component: cytosol.
CUGCUGACUAAUGCGGGGAUGCUCCGAAAACGGAACGUUUUGCCGCUUUUCGCCGCCUUUUGCCAUCUAUCGAUAAGAAAAUUGCGUGAUCCACGCUAACCGCUUUGGGCCGGAGUAUGGAGUUUUUCUAUACGGCCGAAAACCACCAGGGCGUUUGGAUUAAUAUUCCCUUGCCCCCGCUCAAUUUCCUUUAUAUUCUUCUCCAUACCCCUCUCCUUCUUGUCUUCUUCACAUAGAUAUCGGUGUUGUGUGUCCGGUAUCCAGACAAGACAUCUUCAUCAUGGGCUCUUCUUCCCCAGCCCUGUCGGCUCUUAGUGGCCCUACUUAUGUGACCGCCCAGACGCUGAUCCAGCAAGUCGCCUAUGUCUUGAGUGACAAGGUCUUCUCCUACUCCCCAGAGUCCUUCGAUCUUGAUGCUGCUCUCAAGCAAUGGGCAUCCAGCCAGGAGGUCAAUGCUAAUGGCGAAUCUCCCGCCGUCAAGGCCAUGGAGACUCGCCAGGGUGCUGGAAACAUUGCCCUCGGUUACCUCUUCUCUCAAGACUUCGACUUGAAGAAGCGCCAUGUGCCCCAGGGUGUUGUCGCUUCGUCCGCCACCCUCCCUUUCAUGCGAUCCGCUUUGGAGCAGCUCUCCCUGCUGUACUCCGUUGCCAGCCCUCUCGCCGCGCAUGUCGCAGCUGUUGACUAUGCUGGUGAGGAGGGAUUGGUUUCCGACUAUGCCUCCGCCCUCUCCCUCGCCGAAGAGCUGGGCCUUGGUUUGGUCUCCAGUGCCUCUGUCCACGAAUCCCAGCACAUGGCACUCCUCACCACUCUGCUCUCCUCGGUUCUGCCAUCCAUUCACAUCUAUGACGGUGUUCGCGUCGGCCGUGAGACCACCCGAGUCAUUGACGUUCUCGACAAGGCUGGUCUCUCGCGCACUUAUGAGACUAUCCGAAAGACAUUGGAGGACUCUCGCAGCCGUCACCUCGAUGCUCAAGGCAAGCUGCUCGACCUGCUCCAGUCUCUGAACGGCGAGCUCGGUACAGACUAUGGUCUGUUUGAAUACCACGGCCAUGCGGAGCCUGAAUCUGUCCUCGUUGCAUUCGGUACCGUUGAGGCGUCCCUCACUGCUCAGGUUGCCCGCUCCCUGGCUAAGGAUGGUGCUCGCGUUGGUGUUAUCAACGUUCGUGUGUACCGCCCCUUCGUCGAGGAGGAGUUCUUGCGAGUUCUUCCCCAAUCCACCAAGACCGUCGGUGUUCUCGGCCAGGUCGUCAAUGACCAGGCUGUUAAGGAGCAAGGCAUCCGCUCUGCUCUCUACGAGGAUGUUCUGGCGGCAUUGACCUUUGCCACCGGUCGUGAGCAGACCCCCUCUUGCGUCGACAUCAAAUAUGCUCGUUCCCAGCGCUGGGAUCUGGUGAACACUGCUGCAGCAUUCCAGCUCAUCUCCGAGAAGCCGAUUAUCCAGACCGAGGCUGAAGGCCAGGCCACCCCCUUGCAGUUGCUCGACCCUGCCACUGUUCAGGAAUACACUUUCUGGGAUGUUGACACCUCUGACUGCAACAACGCUGCCACCGUUCUUUCUCAGGCCCUUGCCGCUGAUUCCGCCAGCAAUGUCACCACUAGCACUGUUCACGACAACCUUGUCCAGGGUGGAGCUGUUCGUGUCGAUAUCCGCAAGAGCUCUAAGAUCUUGGACGCUCCCUACGCAGUGAGCUCCGCCGAUGUUGCCUACGUCGGACAGAUCAAGCUCCUGGGCGAUGUCGAUGUUCUCGCUUCCGUCAAGGACAACGGCAAGGUCAUUGUCAACGCACCUGGUGUUAAGGAUGACGAGCUUGAGAAGAAGUUGCCUGCCGCUUUCAGACAGGCAGUUGCCGAACGUGGAAUCUCUCUCUUCAUUGUCGACCCAUCGGCUGUUGACGAUUCCUCCCUCGAGUCUCUCAUCUUGCAGGCUGCUUUCUUGCGCGUUGCCCUUCCAUCUCAGGAGGGUCUCGCCACCAAGAAGCUGUCUUCCAUCAUUGGCAACGCCGAGGCUCUGGAAAAUGUUACCAAGGACCUCGAGAAGGUGCUGCGCCAGCUCGAGAUCCCAGAGGGAUGGAAGACGCCCGAAGAGGCCGUCGAGGCUUCUGAGCUUCCCAAGGACAUUUUCCCCAACAGCUUCGUUUCCUUCGACAAGGCCGAGGAUGAGCCUGCUUCCGUUCUCAAGGACUGGCAGGUUGCCGCAAAGGGUCUGGCUUUCAAGGAAGCCUACGGUACCCAGGCUUCCCUUCGCCCUGAGACGGCUACCAAGACCUUCACCGUCCACGUCCAGGAGAACAGACGUCUUACCCCCGUUACCUAUGACCGAAACAUCUUCCACAUCGAGUUCGAUUUGGGCAACUCUGGUCUCAAGUACGACAUUGGUGAAGCACUGGGUGUCCACGCUGAGAACGAUGCCAAUGAUGUCUCGGAAUUCAUUACAUUCUAUGGUUUGAACCCUGACGACAUUGUUGAGGUGCCCAGUCGCGAGGAUGCCUCCGUGUUUGAAAACCGCACCGUGUACCAGGCCCUCGUGCAGAACGUCGACAUCUUCGGCCGUCCUCCCAAGCGUUUCUAUGAAGCUCUUGCCGAGUUUGCCAGCGACGAGAAUGAGAAGAAGGAGCUUCUUACCUUGGGUGGUCCUGAGGGUGCCGUGGAAUUCAAGCGUCGUGCUGAGGUUGACAAUGUCACCUUUGCUGACGUCUUGCUUGACUUCCCAUCUGCCCACCCUGACUUCCACGACUUGAUCCGCAUCGUCGGCCCAUCGAAGCGCCGCGAGUACUCGAUCGCCUCUUGCCAGAAGGUGACCCCGACAUCCGUUGCUCUCAUGAUCGUUGCCGUCACCUGGACCGACCCCAAGGGCCGCGACCGUUUCGGACAGGCCACCCGCUACCUCAGCCGUCUCCGACCUGGCGCUCCUGUCACCGUCAGUGUCAAGUCCAGUGUGAUGAAGCUGCCCCCCAAGUCCACCCAGCCCCUCAUCAUGGCUGGUCUGGGAACUGGUCUCGCUCCGUUCCGUGCCUUCGUCCAGCACCGUGCUCUCGAGAAGGCCCAAGGAAAGGAAAUCGGUUCCGUUCUCCUGUACAUGGGUUCUCGUCACCAGCGCGAGGAAUACUGCUACGGAGAGGAAUGGGAGGCCUACCAAGCCGCUGGCGUUGUCACCCUCCUGGGUGCCGCCUUCUCUCGUGACCAGCCUCAGAAGAUCUAUAUCCAGGAUCGUAUGCGCGAGUCUCUGCCCGAGAUCAUGCAGGCGUACAUCCGCGAAGAGGGUGCUUUCUACCUCUGCGGUCCUACCUGGCCCGUUCCCGACGUCACUGCUGUGCUGGAGGAGGCCAUCGCCACUGACGCCAAGCUCAAGGGCAAGAAGGUCGAAGCCCGCAAGGAGAUUGAGAAGUUGAAGGAUGAGGAGAGAUACGUCUUGGAAGUCUACUAGACGUUGGCAAUGAGGGGUGUGGUGGAUUUUGAGUACAGAUCUGCAGAUCCCGCAAUCUGUGCAUGAUUGACGAUAUGAAUUUCCCGGUUGGGUUUAGCGCUAUUUGGCAUGACUUGAACACGAUAGACCUUGUUUCUUUUUUUGUGAUCUAAAAAA